AUGUCUACCAAGAUCCCCCAAGCCGAGGAGCUCAAGGACCUCUUCAACCUCAAGGGUAAGGUCUCGGUUGUGACCGGAGCUUCCGGCCCUACCGGCAUUGGUAUCGAGGCCGCUCGUGGUCUUGCUGAGUUUGGCUCCGACCUCGCCAUCACCUACAACUCGCGUGCCGAGGGUGCUGAGAAGAACGCCAAAGAGCUCAGCGAGAAGUACGGCGUCAAGGCCAAGGCCUACAAGUGCGCCGUCGGCGACUACGCCAACGUCGAGAAGCUCGUCCAGGACGUCAUCAAGGACUUUGGCAAGAUCGAUGUCUUCAUUGCCAACGCCGGCAAGACGGCCGACAACGGUAUCCUCGACGCCACUGUUGAGCAGUGGAACGAGGUCGUCGAGACCGACUUGACCGGUACCUUCAACUGCGCCCGCGCCGUUGGCCUCCACUUCCGCGAACGCAAGACUGGCUCUCUCAUCAUCACUGCCUCCAUGUCUGGCCACAUCGCCAACUUCCCCCAGGAGCAGACCUCUUACAACGUCGCAAAGGCUGGCUGCAUCCACAUGGCCCGCUCCCUCGCCAACGAGUGGAGAGACUUUGCCCGUGUCAACUCCAUCUCCCCCGGCUACAUCGACACCGGUCUGUCCGACUUUGUGCCCCAGGACAUCCAGAAGCUGUGGCACUCGAUGAUCCCAUUGGGCCGUGGCGCUCACCCCAAGGAACUCAAGGGUGCUUUCCUCUACUUCGCCUCCGACGCCUCCACCUACACCACUGGCUCGGAUCUCCUCAUCGACGGUGGCUACACCACCCGCUAAACGCUUCGCCUACCCUUCGCACCGCAGUCUAUUGAUAGUACCCCACCAUGUCACGAAAAGAACUGGAGGCGCUUUGUUUUUGUAUACCAUAGGCUGUUGACGACAUAUUUUUUUUGAUAUAAUGAUCCUUGGCUUUGUAAGCUGGGAAAAAUAGUUUAAUGAUAACGCUUCGAACAAAAUGUUUUGCUCCGUUUUCCUCCUUCGUGUAUCAUUGUUUUCUGACUGCGACGAUGAUUGCUAAUACAUAACUCGGCUCAGUCUCGCUGACCCCAAGAGCACGAAGAUAUAUUUGAUUGAUCUCAUCCCACCUUGGAUGCUCGCCUGCCCCGCCUCUCCUGCGCCACAAUCUACCUGGGUAACGUAAACCAAGAUCUCGCACGAUGAACGCUAAGCUCCAUUGAGAAUUAGCGUUGUACCUUGUUGACAUUCCAGUGUCACUGCUCAACCACCACAAGAAGUUUUCUCUCCGGUCGUCAUUCUCAAAGAC
This is a messenger RNA of Periconia digitata, 1288 nucleotides long. Lineage: Eukaryota; Fungi; Ascomycota; Dothideomycetes; Pleosporales; Periconiaceae. The record is from the annotation of a GenBank genome assembly.